Molecule: messenger RNA, 4732 nt
Organism: Contarinia nasturtii (swede midge)
Lineage: Eukaryota; Metazoa; Arthropoda; Insecta; Diptera; Cecidomyiidae
Gene: Crag
Product: DENN domain-containing protein Crag
Exons: 14
Coding region: 187-4566 (1459 amino acids)
Biological process (GO): regulation of Rab protein signal transduction
Cellular component (GO): cytoplasmic vesicle
Molecular function (GO): protein binding
Source: RefSeq, a predicted model, not a curated record
UGGCAUUAUUUUUAGUUAGUGUAUGAAUCCGGUGGUUGAAAGACGUGAAUUGAUAUUUGUCAUACAUUUGUACAUAAAAAAAAUCUAAAGGAACUAGAUAGAGAGACAUUUUACAAAAUUUCAAAAUAAAGCGUGUAAAGAAGGAAAAUCGAACAUACUUUGAAAACAUGUUUUGAUGACUGAACAAUGGACGAGAAUCGUGUAGCUGACUAUUUUGUAGUGGCUGGCUUACCAAAAAAUCCAAGUCUACUACAAGAAAAUAUUUUCAACGACAGCAGCUAUUUGCGGUCGGUCGAUACUGUUGUCGCUCCAAUCGUUGAGGUCGGUGUAUUUUUUCCAACACUUGGCGAAACUGUUCCCGAUGGCAAUCAAAUACUUGACAAAACACCAACUGGUUUGGAUGCCGAUUUAAACCAUGGAUCCGUACGAACACCACCAUGUUUUAUAUAUUAUCGACGUGGAAAUGACAAACCGCCACUUGUUGAUAUUGGCAUUUUAUACGAGAAUUCGGAGCGAAUAAUGCCGGAUGCUCAAAUGGUUGAAUUUACUCCGGGCGGACGAUUAGCAAACAUAAAUAAUUCAACGACAAAAAUUUUUAUGACCUAUCGUCGUGCACGAGAUGAUAUGCCAUGCAAUGAAUUGGUUGUCAGUGAUUUGUGUAUAAUAGUUGCAAGCCGUGGUGAGGCGCCACCACAUGCAUUCUGUCAAAUUCAUAAAACACUUAACAAGGGAAUUGUGGGCAGUGACGUGUACUUGUGCUAUAAAAAAUCAAUGAAUCGACCAAAACUUAUAAGCUAUCAGCCAGAAAUAUUACAUCGUUAUCCAUUUGUCGAUCACAUUGAUUUUCCGCUAAAUUUAUGCCAGAGUGUUCCGCUCUUUUGCCUACCAAUGGGCAGCACACUUGAAUGUUGGCCGAAUGUCGAAGACACGGUGAAACGAAACAGCAUAGAUCCCGUAUUCAGUACAUUUGUGUUGACCGUUAGCGAUGGUGCGUACAAAGUUUACGGUUCAGCGCUGUCAUUUUAUGAGGAAUAUGACGCAUCGCAACUCAACGAAAAACAAAAAGAAUUGCUUGAAUGGACGGAUGACUCACCGGCAAAUUGUUCACUUCACGUGAAUAAAGCAAUUUGUUUGCUAUCUCAUCAUCCAUUUGGUGAUACAUUUGAGAAAUGGCUGCGAUUCAUUUAUAGAAUGUCAAAAAGUGAAGCACCUUUAACCGUUCCAAUCGAACGCUAUAUAACACAAUUGAUCGAUGAAGUACCGUUUCCAUCGCCGAGCAUUUUAAUUCAAUUAUCAAAUUUAUCCAAUGAACGAAUUAUACUGACCCAACCGGAAGACUCUCCAAUGCCACGUAGUGGAGCGGGUUUCAUGCAAUUGCUUACUAAUUUAGGACCAGAUAAUUGCUUACAUCUACUUUUACUAGUUUUAGCCGAACAGAAAAUUCUCAUACAUUCACUUAGACCUUCAACAUUAACAGCUGUUGCUGAGGCUGUUGUUACACUUUUGUUUCCCUUCAAAUGGCAAUGUCCAUAUAUACCAUUAUGCCCGCUUGGCUUAUCUGAAGUGUUACAUGCACCGUUGCCAUAUUUGAUUGGCGUUGAUUCGCGAUUUUUCGAUGUAUAUGAUCUACCAAAUGAUGUGACCUGCGUGGAUUUGGAUACAAAUAAUAUUAGCUUAUGCGAUUCGCAAAAAGAAUUGACUGUAAAAUUGUUGCCAAAGCGAGCGAGUAGAAUUUUGCGACAGACACUGCGUGAACUUGAGGAAUUAGCACAAACACCGGUUGUUUCGUCGACAAAUAGCUUGGAUCGAGAUUUUAAGCGAAAAAUGCGCGAACAAAGUCUUGAACUUCGAAUACAGGAAGCAUUUUUGAGAUUUAUGGCAUCCAUUUUACGUGGAUAUCGAGAAUUUUUAGUACCAAUGUCAAAGGCUCCGACUGUUGGCUCAACAGACCCGAAUGCGCUCUUUCAAUUGAAUGCAUUUUUGCGUUCGCGCGACAAGGCCCAUCACAAAUUCUAUAAUUACUUAAUGAAAACGCAAAUGUUUAUUCGGUUUAUCGAAGAGCGUUCAUUUGUCACUGAUAGCGGUUAUCAAGGCUAUAGCGGUUUGGCCUUUUUCGAUGAAUGCACAGAAAAGGUGAGCGCAUGUGAUGAUACCACAAGUGAAAUUCGAUUCGUUGAUUGGGAUCUCGGUGCAAGCAGUGAUCGAACCAAAUACAUUCUACCGUUGGAUUGUCAACCGGGUGUUAAUGAUGAAAAAUACACAUACCCGAUGUUCGUUUUGAAUCCGGCAUUAUUAAAACCGCCGAAAAAUCAUCUCAAUAAAUUGAUACAAAAUGCAUCGAUGCCACCAGGAUCACCGAUGGCACGGCGCACAAAAUACGAAAUAAAAAUGGCACAAAAAAAUGCCAGAAAAUGUCAAUCGUCACCAGAACAAUGGGCUAAUCAUUUGUUAACGACGUGCUAUUCAAUUUAUUUCCUUGUGCUGCCGAGCAUUUUACUCGAUGCAAAUAACAAUGAACAGGCCACACUGAAAGCUGCCUACGAUGUACUGUCAAAGGCACACAAAAUGCGAAUUACCUGUGAUGAAGUUUGCUAUCGCAUCAUGAUGCAAUUGUGUGGCAUACAUAAUUUACCCAUACUUGCGGUACGAUUAUACUAUCUUAUGAAACGGUCGGGCAUUCAACCGAAUGCGGUCACAUAUGGAUUUUAUAAUAAAUGUGUGCUUGAAGCUCAAUGGCCAUCGGACACAGGUAACGCUAGCAAAUUGCGAUGGAAUCGAUUGAAAAAUGUUAUUUUUGCGGCGGCACAUUUUCGUCGCAGCACACAAAAUGGCGGUAAAAAAUGCUCAUUAGAACAAAAUUUAAGUGCAUUGGAUGCAAAUGAUGCCACAUCGGCGACCAGUUUAGAUAGAGAUACAAAUGAAAGUAAUUACUUUUCGAUAGACUUUUUUGCUUUUGAUAAAUUACGCGGACGAUUUGGAAAUUUUGGACGUCAAAGCGAACGAAAUGAAUCGAAUUUAAGAGCAAGCAUUGGAUCAUUGACAUCGGUCGGUGCGAAUGAGACCAAUACAAAGAAUUUAAAUGGUAAUGGAAAGGAACACGAAAUUGAUCCACAUACAAAUCAAAGAAUUACAGCUGACAACAUUGAAUUGAUCAAGGAACCAAGACCACCCGAACAGGAUGAAAAUGAUUCACAAAACGAAUUCAAUCAAGUUCAAUCAAGUGGGACCAAUGGCACGUCGAGCCAUGAAGACAACCAUAUUAUAACUAAGGACAAUAUUGAUCUUGCUGUUAAUGGCAACACAGAUGGCGAUGGAUAUGGAGACGAUGACGAUGAUGAUAAGAAUAGCCCAAAGAAAGUUUCACCACGAACACCAGUCACACAAAAUGAUCCGUUGGGUGCACUGGUGGAAGAAGAAGAGGAACUCAUAAAAAUCGAAAAGACCAGCAUUGAAACGAAAAAUUCAUUUUUAAUUAAAAACAACACCAUCUAUACGGAUCAACCGAUCCUAUUCCGGGGGCAACGUAGUGCAACAUUUGAUGAAUCGACACCAAUGUACAAAAGUAUGCAUCGGUCAAAAACGAUGCCACCAUCAUCAGUUACAUCAAGUCUUGCUGGAUUCAGCCAAUCAUUCAAACUUAAUUUUGGACGUUAUUCACCUGCACGAUUGAAUUUCAAAAAAGAUUCCAUUAUUCCUGCAAAUAUUAUUGAAAAUAUCUCUAAUAUUAGCCCGAGUUUGACUGGCAAAAAAGAGAUGAUUCAAGGUGGUCUCAGUAGCAUAAAGAGUGCCGCCACAUCAGUGGCAAAGAAAUUUGAUGAAUUCAAAGAUGCAAUCUCAGCGAAUAACACGCCCAUCAAAUCGAUCAAUUUGGACCGUGGCCAUAAUCGUUCCGAUGAUAAUUUGGACGUUGAUUCACCGACGUACACAGCACCAUCGCAUUCUCGGCGCGUUUCAAGUGACGUUGAUCUAUGGAGUCGAUUGAGUGACUCACGCAAAUCCAGCUGUAAUAAUCUCUUAUUCCUCGGUGAAUAUGCAAAACUACAAAAUUCCUAUUUACCCGAAACAACAAAUCCACAAAUAUCGUUAGAGCAUCGAUACAGUUCAAAGUCCGAUGUUGAAAUUCAUUUGAGCACAUGUUCAUCGUGUCACAAUUGUUCCGAAACGUUGACGGAUAAAGAUAUUAUGGCGGGCUGGUCGGCCGAAGAUUCAAAUCUCAAUACAACAUGUCACAAAUGUAAAAAAGCAACCGUACCAUUGUUAAGCAUUCAUAUAACCAGCAUUGAUCGAACACAAUCCAAUGAAAAACAAACGGACCAAAGUAAUGUACCCUAUUUGAAUCCGUUGGUGUUGCGCAAAGAGCUCGAAAAUAUUUUAACACAGCAUGGCGAUGAUGUUUUAUGUAAAUCACAAUUUGUUGACGUGCAUAACAUUAUCUAUUGGAAUUUGGUGUGGUUCAUGGAAAGGAUCGGCGUUCAAACACAUUUAUCAAAUUUAUUCUUUCACAAGCAAAAUAAAGCUGACCAAAAACCACCGCGAGAACCUUCACAUCCAUUGGAAUGCUUAUGAGAAGCACACAUGUUAACAAAAGAACCAACAGCAAUCCAUUUGCAAUAAAAACGAACUAGACUAAAUUCAUUAGUUGAUAUAGACAUUGCGAUUUUUAAAACGAACCACUUGCUCUAUGGAAAGUGCAUCUUUAAAUAAAUAAAAAAGCAAUCAAUUCACCAACUGA